AUGGCCGAGACGAGAAGACACCAGCUUUUCAACGCCAUCUAUGACACCGGAGAAGAACUGUUCCUCGGAACAUGCGACAGUAGAGGAGUCGGCGGCGUAGGCGUUCUCGCCAACACGAUACCGGCUCUGACAAUCUUCGUCGUCUACGCGCCGACACCAAACUAUGACGGAGAAGAAGUCGAAGCGUUCUAUAUCGACUUAGAGAAGUUCUACACAGAAGACGAUACAUUCUUCAAGGUCAUCAUUGGAGAUUUCAACGCCAAGAUUGGACCAGGAAGAACGGCUGAAGAGCGUCACAUGGAGAGUGGAACGAACAGAGUGAGCGGCUAUCUGAGUUUAUCAUGA
Angiostrongylus costaricensis is the source of this 345-nucleotide messenger RNA. NCBI's taxonomy places the organism in Eukaryota, Metazoa, Nematoda, Chromadorea, Rhabditida, Metastrongylidae. The record is from the annotation of a GenBank genome assembly.